UAGGCGAUGGCGGGAAUAUUGACAAGAGAGAAAAUAUUACUGUUUUUAUGAAUGAAAAAGAUUCGUAACUAGGAAAUUAUGAUUAUAAGUGAAAAAGGUUAAGUGUGAAUACAAUAUUAUUAAUUAUUUAAAGGCAGUGUUCCUAAAUAAAGUACCUUAAGAUUUGAUAAUGGGUAUUACUGGUUUGAUACCCUUUUUGGACAAAGCCUCUAGAAGGGCAAAUGUAAGCGAAUUCAGUGGAUCAUCAGUUGCAAUUGAUACUUAUUGCUGGCUUCACAAGGGGGCUUUUGCUUGUGCUGAUAAACUAGUUCGGGGAGAAGAAACCGAUAUACAUAUAAAAUAUUGCUUGAAAUAUGUAACGAUGUUGCAAUCAAGGAACAUAAAACCAAUUUUAGUUUUUGACGGGAGACAUCUUCCUGCUAAGGCAAUGACGGAGCUGAAAAGAAGAGAAACACGAGAUAUAUCUAAGAAAAGAGCAGCGGAAUUACUUAGCUUAGGAAAGAUUGAUGAAGCGAGGUCCUUCAUGCGUCGCAGUGUAGACAUAACUCAUGCAAUGGCCCUAGCUUUGAUAAAGGAAUGUAGGAAACGUAACAUAGACUGUAUAGUAGCGCCAUACGAAGCUGAUGCACAAUUAGCAUACUUAAAUAUCAAGAACUACGCUCAGUUAGUUAUAACAGAAGAUUCCGAUUUAAUACUUUUUGGUUGCACAAAGGUCCUAUUCAAAAUGGAUUUAGAGGGUAAUGGAACUCUAGUAGAAACUAUCAAGCUGCCUCUAGUUAUGAAAUGUCCCAUAGAACAUUACACAUUUGAUAAAUUCAGGAGAAUGUGUAUAUUGUCGGGGUGUGAUUAUUUAAACUCGCUACCCGGCAUCGGUUUGGCCAAAGCGCGUCAGUUUGUCAAUGCCUCACAGGACACAAACUUCGCUAACGCCCUAAAAAAGCUGCCAAGUUUUUUCAACAGAUCAUUGCAAGUGAGUGAUGAUUAUAGAGAGAAUUUUCUCAAAGCCGAAGCAACAUUCAAACAUCAGUACGUCUAUGACCCUUCACAGAGAUGUAUGACCCGACUCACACCUGUUUAUGAUGAAGAAAUCGAAGCGGCUUUGUGUUCUAAUGCCGGAGAGCUUUUGGAUCCUCAGAUAGCCUUCCAGUUAGCUUUGGGUAACUUAGACCCUUUCACAUUGAAGAAGAUGGAUAAUUGGGAUCCCGAUAGUAGAAGUGAUGUGACAGAUCAUAUAAGGAGUUCAAAUUGGAAGGAUGCGGGGGUAUCAAAUAAGCCAAGUAUAUGGAGUGAGUCUUACAAGGAAUAUUUAGAUGAAUCUCAACCUUGGAUGAAAAAGGUUCAAAAACAGGAACCCAUCAUAUCAACACAAACACGAUCAAGGAAGAAGGUUGUCACCUUAACAACUAAAUAUGUACCGGAGACACAGGAUGAUAGUUUAUCGAUAGAGACACUCAGCGGCAUGUACUGUAUGGAACCGGCCAGCAAGAAACAGAAAGUUGAACAAAAGAAAAAUAACAUCAAUAUAGACUAUGAUAGAAAUAAUUUUAAUCUCAAACAGAAAUCACCCAUACUGGAAAACAAAGGCAGGUCGUUCAAGAAGUGUCUCAGUUCCGGUAGUUUUUCAGUUUUGAAGAAAUUGAGCGCUUUCCCAAGUACAGUUCUGGAUGAUGAUAUCAUUGAAAGCAAAUUCUUCAGUUCGUGCGAAAAGGACUCCAAUGAUACGUGUAACAGAGUUGAUAAUCAGACGAUAAUACAGGAAUCACCGGAAAAGGAUUUAGAUACUGCUAUGAUAGACACAUGCACAGGUUCCAGCUCACAGAAAGAGAAUUCUCCCAGUCCCGCAAAGAAAAGUCCUAUAUUAGUGAGCCCUAGAACAAGAAAUCCGUUCAAGUUAAAAGACUCACAGUCAACAAACGACACGGGUUUCAGUGAGUCCGUCAUAGAAAAUACAUGUCCCAUUGAAUCUGAGCCACCCAUAUGUACCUCGCCCAUCAAACCCGCUGUUCCUCAGGAUAAGUUUAAGUUCAAUCAAAAUAUAAAGAAGACAAAAGCCCCUGCUAAAAAGGUUCAAAGUUCUCAACCAACUCUCUUAAGUAUGUUCGGUUUUCAGAAAAAGCCAGUAUUAAAAAGGUGAAAUGAAGAAUAAAAAUAGUAUAAGUGACACAAGUAUUAUUUGACGCAGCGUUUUUUUAUUUUAUGACAUUCUAUUUUCAAACAUUUUUGUUGUAAAAUUAUCGUUUAUUUUAUUUUCGGUUCGUGUACUCGGCCGUGCGAUCUGACUGGUUUUAUUGUUGAUUUAUAAGAAAUGAUUAUGUUAUAAGUACAAUAAAUAUUUUCCAAUUGUUGCAUGUUUUUAAUCUAUACCUACUAGUAAAUUUAAUUUAAUUUCACAUUAACAA
Danaus plexippus (monarch butterfly) is the source of this 2399-nucleotide messenger RNA. RefSeq names its product exonuclease 1 (gene tos). Gene Ontology annotation, biological process: mismatch repair; DNA recombination. The transcript has 11 exons. Lineage: Eukaryota; Metazoa; Arthropoda; Insecta; Lepidoptera; Nymphalidae. The record is from RefSeq and is a predicted model, not a curated record. Gene Ontology annotation, cellular component: nucleus. The coding region runs from base 170 to 2134 and encodes 654 amino acids. Gene Ontology annotation, molecular function: metal ion binding; DNA binding; 5'-3' DNA exonuclease activity.